CUAGGUUCCUGCCUUUCUAUGGAGUUUGUUCUAGCCACUGUGACUCUACAUCUGCAUUUCCUGCUGUUUGGGGAUGUAUGUAGUAUACCAUAUGUAUGUAUGGUAUAACUCCUCCUUCCUUCCUAUACUGCAGGUAUCUGUCAGUCUACAGUAUGUAUGGUAUAACUCCUUCCUUCCUAUACUGCAGGUAUCUGUCAGUCUACAGUAUGUAUGGUAUAACUCCUCCUUCCUUCCUAUACUGCAGGUAUCUGUCAGUCUACAGUAUGUAUGGUAUAACUCCUCCUUCCUUCCUGUACUGCAGGUAUCUGUCAGUCUACAGUAUGUAUGGUAUAACUCCUCCUUCCUUCCUAUACUGCAGGUACCUGUCAGUCUACAGUAUGUAUGGUAUAACUCCUCCUUCCUUCCUAUACUGCAGGUAUCUGUCAGUCUACAGUAUGUAUGGUAUAACUCCUCCUUCCUUCCUAUACUGCAGGUAUCUGUCAGUCUACAGUAUGUAUGGUAUAACUCCUCCUUCCUUCCUAUACUGCAGGUAUCUGUCAGUCUACAGUAUGUAUGGUAUAACUCCUCCUUCCUUCCUGUACUGCAGGUAUCUGUCAGUCUACAGUAUGUAUGGUAUAACUCCUCCUUCCUUCCUAUACUGCAGGUAUCUGUCAGUCUACAGUAUGUAUGGUAUAACUCCUCCUUCCUUCCUAUACUGCAGGUAUCUGUCAGUCUACAGUAUGUAUGGUAUAACUCCUCCUUCCUUCCUAUACUGCAGGUAUCUGUCAGUCUACAGUAUGUAUGGUAUAACUCCUCCUUCCUUCCUGUACUGCAGGUAUCUGUCAGUCUACAGUAUGUAUGGUAUAACUCCUUCCUUCCUAUACUGCAGGUAUCUGUCAGUCUACAGUAUGUAUGGUAUAACUCCUUCCUUCCUAUACUGCAGGUAUCUGUCAGUCUACAGUAUGUAUGGUAUAACUCCUCCUUCCUUCCUGUACUGCAGGUAUCUGUCAGUCUACAGUAUGUAUGGUAUAACUCCUCCUUCCUUCCUAUACUGCAGGUAUCUGUCAGUCUACAGUAUGUAUGGUAUAACUCCUCCUUCCUUCCUAUACUGCAGGUAUCUGUCAGUCUUAUCCACUGA
Oncorhynchus keta (chum salmon) is the source of this 1117-nucleotide messenger RNA. RefSeq lists its product as uncharacterized. NCBI's taxonomy places the organism in Eukaryota, Metazoa, Chordata, Actinopteri, Salmoniformes, Salmonidae. The coding region runs from base 74 to 1117 and encodes 347 amino acids. The record is from RefSeq and is a predicted model, not a curated record. The transcript is spliced from 8 exons.